GGCUCAUUGUGUUUUUGCGGUGAGUAAUAUCAACACAGACCAGAGCUGAGUAGUCUCCUUCCUUCAGGUUUUCAUUUUGUAGAGCUCUCACCUUAGACCUACUUUUGAUAUAUAUAUAAAUAAUUUUUGGAGAACUCGGACGCGCUCUUUCCAUUUCUAGGACUCGUUUAAAUACUAAAUAACGUCAUUCAUGUAGGCCUGCUGUAUUUGUUUCCAACCAUCCGGACCUCAGUCCACAGCUUGGUGGCUCAAUGUUUCACCACAUAUGGAGACUUAUUACAGGAUGACCCAGCGGGUGUUUUACUAGAAUUAUCUGUCCAGGAGACGAGCUGAUCGGUGUGAUGAAGGAUAGACUGGCUGAACUGAGUGCUAGCAGAACACAAGCAGAGGAAGAUGUUGCAGUCACAGUGGACAGAGAUGGCUUCAUGGAGAGCUUUUUCAGAAGGGUGGAAGAAGUUAGAGGGCUCAUUGAUAAGAUCUCCCACCAAGUGGAGGAGGUGAGGAAGAUGCACAGCAUGAUCCUGUCUGCACCCAACCCAGAUGACAGAACAAAGGAUCAGCUUGAUGCAUUAACCAACGAUAUCAAAGGGAAUGCCAAUGUGGUGCGAAUGAAACUAAAAUCCAUGGAACAAGGUAUGCCCAAAGAUGACAUACCUAACAGAUCCUCUGUUGACUUCCGGAUCCAGAAAACACAGCACACAGUGCUGUCCAGGAAGUUUGUGGAGGUCAUGACCCAGUACAACGAGACUCAAGUGUCCUUUCGGGAAAGAAGCAAAGGAAGGAUCCAGAGACAGCUGGAGAUAACUGGAAGAGUGACCACCAACGAAGAACUGGAAGACAUGCUAGAAAGUGGAAAUCCAUCAAUUUUCACAUCUGAUAUCAUUUCUGAUUCUCAGAUCACACGUCAGGCCUUAAAUGAGAUAGAAUCACGACACCAGGACAUCAUGCGUCUGGAGUCGAGCAUCAGAGAGCUCCAUGCGAUGUUCAUGGACAUGGCAAUGCUGGUUGAGACUCAGGGAGAUAUGGUCAACAACAUUGAGAACAACGUUUCCAAUGCAGCUGAAUACAUUUGUCGGGCAAAAGAAGAGACCAAAAAGGCAGUGAGAUACCAGAAAAAAUCCCGGAGGAAACUUCUCUUCCUUACCAUGUGUGGGGCUGCAGGUUUACUUUUACUCAUCAUAAUAGUUGGAGUCUUUGAAUGAUGGAUUUCAUGGUUCACAAACUCACAGCAGUCAGCUGUUCCUGUAGUGUUGAAGCCUACACCGGCUCCAUAAUAAGACUGUCAUUCACUAUCCAACAGCAUUACAGAGAGGAUCUCUUGAGCACAGUGAAGUAUAAUAAUGUGAGAUCCACUUUGCACCAGUAACAUCAGACCUCAUGAUACACUGUUCUGGAGCAAUUCUACACAGCUAUAAUAAAGUGUCUUGUCAGCACAUAUCCCUCUCUGUUAGCGGUGAUAUAAUGAACACGGACAGCACAUCAGAUACAUACACUAGUGUACAUUCUGUUUUGCUGCCAUCUUUUCAUGUUGGAUAUCACAUUCAGACAUUUCUUGGUCCGAUGACUUUAAAGUAAUUGUUUGAUGUUUUAGGAAAUAUGUUUAUAUACCCUCUUGCACAGAUUUAGAUGAGAAGAUCAGUACCACUGUAAUGAGAGUGAUAUUGAUCUUCUCAUCUAAUGUUCGGUAAAAAGGCAAAUAAGCGUGUUUACCUAAAUGUUGAACUAUUCCUUUAAUAUUCAAAAGUUAAUGUAAUAAUUGUAAUUCUCUUUAUAAAUUAAAUGUAUAAUUUGUGUUACAUGUUAAAGUGUAUGUUUAAUAUGUAAUUCAUGUGAAUUGAAUGUAAAAGUACCGAAGCUCAGGACUCCAUUAGGAAUAGAAAAAUGUUUAAAAAAAAGAAAAGAAAAAUAAUUAUAUUCACUGUAAUCUUUUCCAGUUAAUUGUUUCUCAGUCAGAAGAAAAAAAUCCCAGUCAAUCAAAUGGGAUUCAUCACUUCAUUCAAUACCACAAAAGAAGCUGUUAUUGCACAUUCAGAAUAUUUGUGACACCUGACCGUACAAAAGUGCCUUCUUUACUUAACCUUUAAUUAUGAAUCCUUAACUUAUUCAGUUGUAUUUAUCGUGAUCACUGUGUGUGAUGACUGAAAUAUUAGUUGUGAAAAAAGUCAUGCUGUAAAGUAGGACUCUUGGAUGAUGUCAUUUCAAGAGCACACAUUUUCAUUUUGAUAGAUUUGAUUCCUUUUUUUAUUUGUUUACAAGUUAUAUCUUGUAUUUUCUAUUGAAGCUGAAUAAUGAAAUCAUGUAAUUUCAAAAAAUAAAAAUGAUUUGCAGAA
Thunnus maccoyii (southern bluefin tuna) is the source of this 2330-nucleotide messenger RNA. RefSeq names its product syntaxin 2b (gene stx2b). The transcript has 10 exons. The record is from RefSeq and is a predicted model, not a curated record. Gene Ontology annotation, cellular component: synaptic vesicle; plasma membrane; presynaptic active zone membrane. The coding region runs from base 342 to 1202 and encodes 286 amino acids. Gene Ontology annotation, biological process: intracellular protein transport; synaptic vesicle fusion to presynaptic active zone membrane; exocytosis. NCBI's taxonomy places the organism in Eukaryota, Metazoa, Chordata, Actinopteri, Scombriformes, Scombridae. Gene Ontology annotation, molecular function: SNARE binding; SNAP receptor activity.